Papaver somniferum (opium poppy) is the source of this 750-nucleotide messenger RNA. RefSeq names its product NADH dehydrogenase [ubiquinone] iron-sulfur protein 5-B-like. Gene Ontology annotation, biological process: mitochondrial respiratory chain complex I assembly. NCBI's taxonomy places the organism in Eukaryota, Viridiplantae, Streptophyta, Magnoliopsida, Ranunculales, Papaveraceae. Bases 147 to 407 code for a protein of 86 amino acids. The record is from RefSeq and is a predicted model, not a curated record. The transcript has 2 exons.
GUUUUGUAACCAAACAAGGUCAGUAGCUCCCUUGCUAAAUCUAGCCAUUUGACAUCAACGAGAAGAUUCAUUUGGAGCUAAAAUUAAAUCGAUCAAUCUACAGAGAGAGGGAGAGAGAAAGAGAGAAAGAGAGAUUUGUUCUCGAGAUGGCAUCAGGAUGGGGAAUCACAGGGAACAAAGGAAGGUGUUACGAUUUCUGGACAGAUUUCAGUGAAUGUAUGUCAAGUUGUAGAGAACCUAAAGAUUGUGCUCUUCUUAGAGAAGAUUAUCUCGAGUGUCUUCAUCAUGCUAAAGAGUUUCAACGAAGGAACCGGGUUUACAAGGAAGAACAACGCCAAAUAAGAGCAGCUGCACGGAAGGCCAAAGGAGAAGAAGAUGGGGUAGGCCUCAAAACAGCUCAUGCUUAACUUCUCAUCUUUCUUUUGUUGAAAAAUAAAGAUUGUGGUUGGCACCAGCUUCUCAAUGCGUGGGAAAGUGACAUGUUUGUAACUCCGGAGUCGUAUGUGUUUGUGGCUCUUAAAUGGGUAUAGGUUUCUCGAUUUAAGCAAAUUUUCAACAUUGUCAAGGUAGUGUAAUCAAAAUCCAUACUUUUUUUUGUCUCUUGGUAAACAAAUAAUGAAUGUUAUCUGGUAAGUUGUACCUGGAAACAGCAUCUUACCUUGUAAACCUUAUUACAUUCGUGUUCUACACUGAUCAUCUAGACAUCUACUAUCAACAGUUACUGGACUGAGCAAGUUUAUUUUUCUGGUA